AUGUCUGGAUUCUUCAAUUUCGUUGGAUUUGGAGCCGCUCAGGAGUCGAAUGAAAUUGCUCCGAAAAUGGACGAAGAAGCCUUUGAAUCCGGGGAUUCGUCAUUCGAAAUGCUUGAUUCUGGAGAUGAGGCUUAUGAGACUCCUGAAGGCUCCAUCGCAUCAUCGUCAAGUUUUGAGAAGCUGUCCGAGGAUUCUGGAGAGGAGGAGGAAGAAGAAGACGUCACCAAUUUCGAAGUCAUCGCUGCUGAUUCUGCCGAUUUGCUCACCCAGCUCAAUGAUUGGUUCCGUCAAGAUAUUGUUGCUCUAAUUUAA
Messenger RNA from Caenorhabditis briggsae, 312 nucleotides. Lineage: Eukaryota; Metazoa; Nematoda; Chromadorea; Rhabditida; Rhabditidae. The transcript has 2 exons. The record is from RefSeq and is a predicted model, not a curated record. Bases 1 to 312 code for a protein of 103 amino acids.